Messenger RNA from Miscanthus lutarioriparius, 1146 nucleotides. Lineage: Eukaryota; Viridiplantae; Streptophyta; Magnoliopsida; Poales; Poaceae. The record is from the annotation of a GenBank genome assembly.
AUGCCGCUGGACGCGGACGUGUUCGCCGUGCCGCCGGGCCGCAACGCGCCGCAGGUGCACAUCACGCUGGGCGACCAGACCGGCACGGCCAUCACCGUGUCCUGGGUGACCGUGGAGGCCGCCGGCAGCAGCACCGUGCUGUACGGCCGCGCCCCCGGCCGGCUGGACCUCGCCGCCGAGGGCGCCACCACGCGCUACACCUUCUACUACUACACCUCCGGUUACAUCCACCACUGCACGCUUGCUGGCCUGGAGCACGGCACCAGGUACUACUACGCCAUUGGGGUGGGCGACACGGUGAGGACGUUCUGGUUCACGACGCCUCCGGCGCCAUCGCCCGACGCGCCGCUCCGGCUGGGCCUGAUCGGCGACCUGGGCCAGACGGCGGACUCCAACCGAACGCUGUCGCACUACGAGCAGCACCCCGGCGACGCCGUGCUCUUCGUGGGCGACCUCUCCUACGCCGACAAGCACCCGCUGCACGGCAACAACCGGUGGGACACGUGGGGCCGCUUCUCGGAGCGGGUCCUCGCGUACCAGCCCUGGAUCUGGACGGCGGGCAAUCAGGAGAUCGACUACGCGCCGGAGCUCGGGGAGACGGAGGCCUUCAGGCCCUUCGCCCACCGCUACCCGACGCCCUACCGCGCGCCAGCGGCGCUCGUCAGAGCCCUACUGUACACGCCGCAGUGGAAGUGGCUGGUGGCGGAGCUGGCCAAGGUUGACAGGACCACCACGCCGUGGUUCUUCAUCUCCUCGCACGUGCCCUGGUACAACAGCAACAACUUCCACUACAUGGAGGGGGAGCCGAUGCGGGCGCAGUUCGAGAAGAUGGCCGUGGACGCCCGCGUCGACGUCGUCUUCGCCGGCCACGUCCACGCCUACGAGCGCACACACAGGUACUCCAACAGCACCGAUGGCGGCAACAUCGAGGGGCCCGCCGACGAGCUCACCUGGCCGCAGCCGGCCUACUCGGCGUUCCGGGAGUACAGCUUCGGGCACGCCGUGCUGGACAUCAAGAACCGCACGCACGCGCACUACGCCUGGUACCGCAACCAGGACGGCAACAGGGUGAUCGCCGACGAGACCUGGUUCACCAACAGAUACCACAUGCCCAACCACGACGACUCCUCCGUCGCCUACGCUUGA